Molecule: messenger RNA, 705 nt
Organism: Phlebotomus papatasi
Lineage: Eukaryota; Metazoa; Arthropoda; Insecta; Diptera; Psychodidae
Product: nucleolin-like
Exons: 3
Coding region: 139-495 (118 amino acids)
Molecular function (GO): DNA binding
Source: RefSeq, a predicted model, not a curated record
AAUAGCUUUUGUCGUGAAUUUCUUUCAUUCAUCAGUCAUCUGCUGAGAGAGGCGAGUGAGAGUGUGUGAGUGAAGUGUGACCGUCAAGAACGUCGUUCAUUCUACAUUUUCUGCUAAAAAUCUCUAACUUUGAGGAAAAUGUCUGAUGAGGAAGCUCCUGUAGUGAGUGGCGAGAAAAAGCGUGGACGUCCUGCAGGUGACAAGGAAAAGGCUGUCGAGGCGAAGAAGAGACCCAGAACGUCGUCUUCGGAGGCGUCUGAGGGAAAGAAAGUGGUCGAGAAUGGAAAUCUUCCGGCCAAGCGUGGUCGUGGGCGGCCUAAAGCUCCCGUAAAAGCUGUAGCGACAAAGGGUCGUGCUGAGAAGAAGACUUCUCGAGGAAGAGGGCGUCCGAAAGCCGCUGGCAAAAAAACUAAGAGUAGCUCAUCUGAGUCGGAUGAGGAAGAAGAUGACGAUGAUGAGGAAGAUGAAAAUGAUGCUGAAGAUUCUGAUGAGUAGAUUCUCCUUUUUGAUUGCUCUCAGUCCUCCUAAGUGACACCCCCUGUUGUGAUUUUUGGAAUGUGAUUUUGUGAUUUAUUUCUUUAAGUUCCUGAAGAGAAAAAAAUGAGUGAGACUUUGGCCAAAAAUUGUGAAAAUUGUGACUAUUUUUUCAAAAAAAAAAUUAAAAUGAAAUUGUUUCAUGAGAGUCGAAUAAAAGCCAGAAAUUUA